Argiope bruennichi is the source of this 4392-nucleotide messenger RNA. RefSeq names its product runt-related transcription factor 1-like. Gene Ontology annotation, biological process: regulation of DNA-templated transcription. Gene Ontology annotation, molecular function: RNA polymerase II cis-regulatory region sequence-specific DNA binding; ATP binding; DNA-binding transcription factor activity, RNA polymerase II-specific. Bases 1009 to 2553 code for a protein of 514 amino acids. Lineage: Eukaryota; Metazoa; Arthropoda; Arachnida; Araneae; Araneidae. The record is from RefSeq and is a predicted model, not a curated record. Gene Ontology annotation, cellular component: nucleus. The transcript is spliced from 6 exons.
CAUUCUUAUAAAAAAUUUUCUAAAUAGAAAACGUGUAAUGUAUUCGUAUGAUGCUAUAUCUUCUAAAGAAGCUAUGACAGCUUCAUAUGCGCUUAAACGUAACAUUGGUAUAUGACAGUGAUGUAUUCACAUUAUCAACUUGAUUUAGUACCACUUCAAGUGAUAUAAUCAUUGCAAUUGAUUGAAUAGUUGAAUAGUUUUAACCGAAUGGUAAAUGAAUAUCCAUGUUCGCGUAACAAUAAACUGUGACAAGAAAUCUUUAUAGUUGAUAUAGUAGCAAUCAAAGCAUUUAUUGCGUUUACAAGAUUAUUUGAAACGAAGAGAAAGUUAAAUCUAAGAGGAUUUUUUUUUUUCUUCUAAAUUUGAUUUUUUAGGAACGGCUUUAUUAAAACCACCAUGAGGGACUACCAAAGAAUAUGAGACAGAACAUUACAUUGAUCUUGGGAAAUGGGAAAAAUUCUUCUAGAAAAAUAUUAUUACUUAGAACGUUCUCUCAAGAAUAAUCAGUACGUUGCGUGUCUUACAGAAGAACUACCGAGAAGUGUGUUCUCGGCGAGCUUGAGCGCGCGACAGUCGCCUCUGUGAAAACUUCCUGCCUGCUUCUGCUAACUUUGGAACUGCGGUCAACUUUUACAACCACCUGCUACUGCCUGCCGUGCAAGUUCAUCUUCCCUUACGGAAUCGUCUGCAUCUUUUAGUUACUUAGUUGUAUAAAGAUCGAAAUCGUUUGCUUUCUUGGAAAACCAAAAAAAGUACGCACGUGUCUGUGUUUGCGGCUUUGACAUGCGAGAGACUUCGCACGUGCUGGCAAAGCGAAGGUUCUGACAGGAGACAGCUGAAUCUUCUUCUGCAAGUGUCGGAUGCUAAAGGCAGACAAGUCUUUUAAAAUUCAUGUUGGCAAUGGCCUGUUGAUGCCAGCUCUCUUGUGCCUGGCCAAGGACACUACAAAGAAAUUUAGGGAUUUCUUUAGAUAACGCUUAAAUAAUAAGGACAUAGGGGAAAAGAACCAUGCAUCUUCCCGCUGAUUCGAUGAACGGAUCACCGGUGACAACAACAACUAGUCCGGACAGAUCGCUAGCAAAUGACUAUGUGUAUCCUCCAGAGAGACUGUUGAAUGAUGUAUUAGCAGAUCACCCGAAUGACCUGGUCAAGACUGGAAGUCCGUGUUUUUUGUGCUCUCCCCUACCUAAUCACUGGAGAUCCAACAAGACUCUGCCAAUCGCUUUCAAAGUUGUCUGUUUGGCGGAGGUUGCUGAUGGGACAGUGGUCACAAUUAAGGCCGGCAACGACGAAAACUACAGUGCCGAACUGAGAAACGCAACAGCUGUGGUCAAAAACCAAGUGGCCAAGUUUAAUGAUCUGAGGUUCGUCGGCAGAAGCGGUCGAGGAAAGAGCUUCACUCUCACUAUUUCUGUGAGCACGUCGCCACCGCAGGUGGUUACCUACAACAAAGCCAUCAAAGUCACCGUAGACGGGCCACGGGAACCUCGAAGGCAACAGCAACAACUGAGGGCGUAUGCAACCGCGUUCGGCCAUCACCCACCUUACCUAGACCCCAGGUACCGCGACUUCAGAGACUGGGACAGUCUGCGCAGGAAGACCGAACACUGGGCCAUCGAUAUCCCGAGGAGACUAGGGCAUCCCCAAGAAUCCCUAUAUUUUGGCGAAGGACACUGGGGUCACCCUUAUUCGUCAUAUUUUGCAUCUGCUUCGGGUUUGCAAGGGCCAGGCAUUCCUCCCUAUCAGCUGGAUGUGACCCUGACAGUCUCUCCAUCUUCCCAGGAUUCCUGCUCUUCUUCACUGCCUCUAACAGGUCUAGGAGACCCCGGUGCAGGAGUUACAAGUACAAGUUCCUCAUUUCCAGCACUAGCCGAUUCUUCUGGAUCUUUAGCCUUGAAGUCAGACCCUCUCCUAGUAUCAAGGUAUAACAACGCCAUGGCGGCAGUGGUGGCCAAUCCAGAGCUUCGCCUAACAGAUCGUUUGACAGAGCUACGCCAAGGUCUCUCUAAUACACCUCAACAGCCCAGCACGACAGUGGCACUUUUGCCAGGAACUAACACAACACCCCCUUACUUGUCGGUUAGUCAUGCAACUGGUUAUGGAUUGUUAUCACAUCCUUACUACAACACCAGCGGUUGUACGGCUCCAGGCGUCACUGGCAUGUAUCUCAAUCCACCUGUGGUUCAUCCAUCUUUGCUAUACCCGCAAUUGUACAACAGUGUUGCACAUAACCAGCUGCAUCCCUCUAUUCAUCUUCUCGGAGGAGCUGCUGCGAGCAGUUCAGAGAUCUUGAGAUCCACAGAUCCACUUAGAAGUGAAGACGAAACUUUGCAAUCCAGUUCCAAUCCUGCUUCCAGGGUCAGCUCCACAGGGAGUGCCACGAGUAUCAAUGGAGGAUCUGUGUCUUCUGUAAAUAAUCCUAUAGAGAACUCUCGAGCAGACUCACCCAGGAUUACUGUACCAACCACUAGUACGACCACAUCGAACGGUACUGAACUGUAUGGUACUUCGUCGAACGGUCACUCGGACACUGGGUUGUGGAGACCCUACUAGUGGUUGUAAGGUGUUCUCAAAGACACGCGUCGACUACGAACUUCUCUUCGUUCUUUGAAAACAAUCUCGAAAAGAUCGUAAUGAAGUGCAUUCUUUUCAUCCAGAUUUUGGAUAUUGCCACAAAGAAGCAAUACAAAAUUUGUUUAAAGCAUUCGAGUUUUAUAUUGAAACGUAUCGUUACUUUACAAUGAUCUGCUAAGUAUUAGUAUAAAAAUUAUACAUUCCAAAUCAUAUAAAAGAAGUGCAAUUGAGUUUUAUUAAAUUUACAUGGCAUUUUAAAUUUUAUUUUACUUUAUCAUAUCCAUCCUAGCAUUUUAUCAUAAUCAUAACAUUUCAUUUCAUUUCACUUUGUAACAUUCACGUCAUGACAUUUCAUUUCAUUUCAUUUUGUGCAUUCAUGUAUUCUUCUGAGAAAUCACUUUGCAUUUUAUCUAGACCGAAAUCAACAGAGGAGUUCUGUGUGAGAACUUUGCAUUUGGACUUAGGUGAACAGCUUUUCGAGAUUGUGUUCGAAGACAGAACAAUAAAACUACUAGAACUGUUGCCUCUUAAGGCUGAACUAGAAAAAUAAUGAGCUUUUUACAAUAUGAAGAUUUCAUGUUGCUUGUAUAUACUGUCUACCUAUUGAUCAGGUUGUUUCAUUUCGCUGUAAUUAAAUGAUGUAAGGAAAUGAGUUCAUUUGAUGUGUGAUAAAAUACACCAAAGCAUGGUGUAUGAAGCUACUGCUUCCUAAUUUAGAGUAUUAAGAGGAAUAGAUUCUUAUAAGGUACAAAAUUUCUCACCAAGACUUUAGUCACAUAGAGAUAGCAGAACGGGUGAAAUAUAUUCCCAUCAUAAUUUCAAAAAGACAGCACAUCUGUGCUUAAAAAUUGUUCGCCUCUUAAAUCAAUUCAGACUACGUUGCUUAGAAUAAUUUUAUUUCGACAAAAGAAGUGGUAACUAUAAUUAAACAGUAAAAAUUCUUAGCUUUAAAAUCCGUUUAUUUUUUUAAAGUUAUAUUUGAAAUGCUAUGAUAAAUAGUCAGUCAGUUAGCAAUAAAUUCUGAUUAUUAUUUAACAUUAGGAAAUAAGACAUUAAUAAUUUAUGACAUAAUAAACUCAAAUACAAGUUUCUUCCAAUAGUUCUCUGGAAAUUUUAUAGAUUUGUAACUUUUUUUUAAAUUUAAUCCUCAUGAUAAAUAUUUAGUGUUCUAUGAGUGCACGUUUUUAUUGUAUUAUUUAGGCAUCGUAAUCAUUGUGUUUUUUUCGUUUUUCGAAAACGUUCGUUUUGACAGAGUGAAAUUUUGAUUUCCAUUAACAAAGCUUUUUGUUUUCUUAAGUGUUCUUGAAAUGAUUUUACAACAUAAACUACUCAAUGCAUAACUUUUUUUCUUUGUGAAAUUCAAAAAUUGCUUAUUCAGAAACUGAAUGCCAGAGGAUUAAUAAGUUUCAAUUUUUUUCCCACUAAUGUUAUAAAUAGCUAUAGUAUGUUUAAAAAUGUGUUACCAUUCCGUUAUAAAAAGAACUCUAAAUUUUUUAGACGAUCAAUAUUUCAGGUUACAAUAUUUUUGUUUAUUCCAAAUUGCGUUUUUUUGCAAACAAAUUAGAGGGAACUUAUAAUAAUAUGUGUCCUGGUAUUAAAUAUUUUUGUAUUUCGUUGAAUAAAAAAUGAAUUCACAUUAGAACUUUCUUUAAUGAUUUGAUUUUUAUCCGAUAACUAUAUCAAAUUUUGAAAUAGCAGCUGUUUUUUUCUAGUGUGUCAGUGACUAUGUAAGUUGAUUUGUAAUGGAAAAUGGAGGAGAAAAAUUCUUGGUUAAACUAUGAGUGCCAACUUUCAGUGUUUUGUAAAAAUAUAUAUAAU